Boleophthalmus pectinirostris (great blue-spotted mudskipper) is the source of this 1765-nucleotide messenger RNA. It is a transcript of the gene egfl6, whose product is annotated as EGF-like-domain, multiple 6. Bases 210 to 1748 code for a protein of 512 amino acids. Gene Ontology annotation, cellular component: membrane. Gene Ontology annotation, molecular function: calcium ion binding. The record is from RefSeq and is a predicted model, not a curated record. NCBI's taxonomy places the organism in Eukaryota, Metazoa, Chordata, Actinopteri, Gobiiformes, Gobiidae. The transcript has 12 exons.
AGCAAGGGAAUUAUGGCACAAAGAAAAUAGUUAACUGCAAUUGGAGAGUAUAUUUUUUUUCCCAGAGGAGCAAUUACUUUUGAAAUCGCAUUUUGGACAUAUUACACAUCAAACAGCCUUUUUCCUGGCCAAGCACUUUGACCCUAAGUGGACUAGUCGAAACAAUAACAAAGAUCCCUGUGGGAACAAAGCUCUUGCAGGUUACAGAGAUGCAGCCUUUAAACUUGAUAGGCACGCUAAUUCUUUUGCUGUACAUCUACACAGACUGUGCAGAUGCCAGUAGGCACUAUAGGCAAGUCCUCACUGGAAGCCAACCAGGUGUGUGCCGCUAUGGAAGGAGACUGGAGUGCUGCUAUGGCUGGAAGAAAAACAGUAAAGGACAGUGUGAAGCUCAGUGUGAGCACGGAUGCAAACAUGGAGAGUGUGUAGGACCAAAUAAAUGCAAGUGUUUUCCUGGAUACACUGGGAAAACAUGCAAUCAAGAUUUAAAUGAGUGUGGGUUGAAACCACGUCCGUGUGAGCAUCGUUGCAUGAACACUCAUGGGAGUUACAAGUGUUACUGUCUGAACGGGUACACUUUGAUGCCUGAUGGAUCUUGUGCAAAUUCCAGGACGUGCUCUCUGGCUCACUGUCAGUAUGGCUGUGAGGAGGUUCAGGGGGAGAUCCACUGUAUCUGCCCCUCCACUGGCCUGCAACUGGGACAAGACGAGAGGACAUGUGUAGACGUGGAUGAAUGUGUUACUGGCAAGAACCUAUGUCCCUAUAAUAGACAGUGUGUAAACACAUUCGGCAGCUACUUCUGCAAGUGCCAGGAAGGCUACGACCUCAAAUACAUUGAUGGCAAAUAUGACUGUGUAGAUUUGGAUGAGUGUGUGAGUGGCUCACAUAAAUGCAGUCACCAUGCAGUUUGUCUCAAUACUCAAGGAUCCUACAAAUGCAGAUGCAAGGCUGGAUUCAGAGGCAAUGGCUUUGAAUGCUCAGUCAUCCCUGAAUCCCCAGUCAAGCCUGGCAAACAUCAGAACGAGGACAUCAAAAACAUUAUCCCAGAGCCAGCGGUGACAGAACCCUCAAAGGUCAGGCAGCAGCCCUUUGACUAUGAUGGAGAGGUUUACAUCGGGAAUCCUGAUGAGGAGAGACCAACAGAGAUCACAGAGGAAGAUGAGGAGGAAGAGAACAACCAGCUCAACCCCAGAGGAGAUGUGUUCGUUUCAGAGGACUUUGAAUCAGUGUUUGGCCCCACCACAGAAGUCAAAGAAAUUGAGAUAGUUCCAGUUCAGGAAGAGUUUAUCAUGGAUUGCAACUUUGAUCAGGGAGGAUGUGAGUGGGUUCAAGACAAGAGUGACGACAUGGACUGGAGUGUUGCAUAUCAUGACAGUGGGGCUGAGUACUACAUGGCCAUGAGUGGUUUCCUGGGAGAGCAACAGGACAUAGCUAAGCUCAAGUUGCUCCUGAGUGACCGCGCCCAGCAGGGCAGCUUCUGUCUCACCUUUGACUUCCGGGUUGUGGGCCACAAUGUUGGCACCCUCAGAGUCCUCCUGGAUAACAAUGUUUAUCCAAUCUGGGAGCAGAGUCAAAGCCAAAACCACGCCUGGCAGACGGAGUUCCUCACUGUAGCCUGGAGAGAGAAGGCACCAGAAAUGAUCAUCUUUGAAGCUCAGCGAGGAGGUGGUGUUGGUGGAGAGAUCGGACUGGAUAACGUUGUGUUGACUUCAGGCCCAUGUCAAGAUGAUACUAGCCCAGACUUUUAGGAAGCUGUUAUUGAUUA